Molecule: messenger RNA, 2765 nt
Organism: Leopardus geoffroyi (Geoffroy's cat)
Lineage: Eukaryota; Metazoa; Chordata; Mammalia; Carnivora; Felidae
Gene: PLIN3
Product: perilipin 3
Exons: 8
Coding region: 929-2248 (439 amino acids)
Biological process (GO): positive regulation of triglyceride storage; lipid storage
Cellular component (GO): cytosol; lipid droplet
Source: RefSeq, a predicted model, not a curated record
CCUUCCUGGGAACUCGGCUGCUCUCUUCGGCCUGGGGAGGGGUCUCCAGCCCUGGCUGAGCUUUCUUGUCUCUUUCAGUGCCCCACCCCCCACCCCCCACUCAAAAAAAAUCCAAUUUCUGGAACAGAGUCAGACUUUCAAACUCUCUCCUCUCAGUUCCUGAGACUUUUUUAGGGGGAGGCAGAAAGAGCCCCUAGAAGUGGCAGUAUUAAGGCGGGGGGGGGGGCGGUAGAGUCCCCAUUAUAAAACACAUCCUCUCUAAAAACAAAAACAAAAACAAAAACAAAAACUGUGUUUGCUUUGCAAACGCAGUUUGGAGGCGAGCAGCGGCAGCCUGUCCGGCACAGGAAAUCGGCCCUCCCGGGGCUUUAGGGCGCCCCUACCCCUCCUCCUCCGCCCCGCCCUCCGCCCCCAACCAGGGGACUGUCUUUCUGCCUGGCGAAACCCCCUUUCCAGCAAAUGGAUUUGCCAACUGGGGGCUUAACUCCUCCCACACCCCGGUUUCUGGUCGCCCAGCUGACCCUGGGGAGCUCGCGGGCGGCCCCCACCCCCCCCUCCCUUGGGUGGGUGUGGCCAAUGGGUUGCUCUGGGCGCCUGGGAAGGCCUACCCAUAACCUGAGUCCUUGAGACCUAUGUCAGGAUUGAGUCCAAGGGCCGGGCCUGGGGCCUCGGUGUCUGGGAACUUUGGAAGUUGUAUCUUAGCAUGCCCUGGCGGCUGGACGUCUGCGCAACUGCAGCGUUUCAGCUAACUCUUGUUCUGGGGGCUGGAGCUGGCUGCAGACCAGUUGCAGACCCCAGGGACUUUGCGGGGGCGCUGACAUCUGCAAUGCGCCCCCCGCCCCUUGGUUAAACCCGCGCCAGGAGGGAUCGAUGGGCAAAGGGAAUGGGAGAAUGGGCGUCCAAGGUGCCCAGUGCCUGUUCCUGAGAAAUGUCUGGCAACGGGACAGAAGCCACCGUCAGCAGCAGCCCGGUGACAGCGGAAGAACCGGUACAGCAGCCGAGCGUGGUGGACCGCGUGGCCGGCAUGCCCCUCAUCAGCUCCACCUGCAACAUGGUGUCGGCGGCCUACGCCUCCACCAAGGAGAGCCACCCCCACGUCAAGACCGUCUGCGACGCGGCCGAGAAAGGCGUGAAGACCCUCACGGCGGCCGCCAUCAGCGGGGCCCAGCCCAUCCUCUCCAAGCUGGAGCCCCAGAUCACGUCAGCCAGUGAGUACGCCCACAGGGGGCUGGACAAGCUGGAGGAGAAUCUGCCCAUCCUGCAGCAGCAGACGGAGAAGGUUCUGGCAGACACCAAGGAGCUGGUCUCGUCCAAGGUCUCGGGGGCCCGAGAAGCCGUGUCCAACACCGUGUCCAGCGCCAAGGACACAGUGGCCACCCGCGUGACGGAGGCGGUCGAUGUGACCCGGGGCGCUGUGCGGACUGGUGUGGAUGCCACCAAGUCUGUGGUGGCCAGUGGCGUCCAGUCGGUCAUGGGCUCCCGGGUGGGCCAGGUGGUGCUGAGCGGGGUGGACACGAUGCUGGGCAAGUCCGAGGAAUGGAUGGACAACCACCUGCCCAUGACGGACGCUGAGCUGGCCCGCCUCGCCACGUCCCUGGAGGGCUUCGACAUCGCGUCGGUGCAGCAGCAGCGGCAGGAGCAGAGCUACUUCGUGCGUCUGGGCUCCCUCUCGGAGCGGCUGCGCCAGCGGGCCUACGCUCACUCUCUGGGCAAACUGCAGCUGACCCGGCAGCGGGCCCAGGAGGCCCUGCUACAGCUGGCACAGGCACUCAGCCUGAUGGAAACCGUCAAGCACGGAGUCGAUCAGAAGCUGGUGGACGGUCAGGAGAAACUGCACCAGAUGUGGCUCAGCUGGAACCAGAAGGAGCUCCGGGGCACCGAGGAGAACCCAGCCAAACCGGAGCAGGUGGAGUCCCAGACGCUUACCAUGUUCCGCGACAUUGCCCAGCAGCUGCAGAACACCUGUGCCUCGCUGGGGUCCAGCAUCCAGGGGCUGCCCUCCCACGUGAAGGACCAGGUUCAGCAGGCUCGCCACCAGGUGGAGGGCCUCCAGGCCACCUUUUCUGGCGUCCAUUCCUUCCAGGACCUGUCCAGCACUAUCCUGACGCAGAGCCGAGAGCAGGUGGCCAAGGCCCGAGAGGCCCUUGACCACAUGGUUGAGUACGUGGCCCAGAACACGCCCAUCAUGUGGCUGGUGGGACCCUUUGCCCCGGGAGUCGCUGAGAAGGCCCCAGAGGAGAAGAAAUAGGACAGUCAGAAGGGGGCUCGAGCGACCUAGUCUUUCCCUGAGGGGUCAGCAUGAGCGCUGGACCCUUCGCCCCCUCACCUCGCUUGGAACGUGUCUCUUGCCUUCCUCCCAGCCCAUCUCAGCUACCACGUCGGGGAGCGCCCUCUGCCGCCUCGGAGGAAGCACUGCCUGCCUUCAUCAGUCAUUAGGGGGAGGUUCCCAGAAACAGAUUUUUUCUAGAGGGCCCUCAGGCCCCCUCCAAAUUUUUUCUUCUUAGAAACAAAGGCUAGGUUUCUUACAUCCCACCUGUGCUACAUCAAGGCCCCUGGAUAUCCGCCUUUAGCUAACGGACUUGGACUUCUGGCUUGCGAAGUGGCCCUUCUGGGGUGUGGGGUGGAGGCAGAACCGCUGAGACCCGUUCCGGAGCAGACGGUGGGGGGCGGGGGGCCCUGGGGCCUGCCCGCCGCUCGCGGGUGCCUGGAGUGUCACCGUUGCCUUAAUAAAUCUCACCUGCAGCUGAGUACAGGCUGUGUGCGCA